AUGUCUUACAAGAUACUCGCUUCCACAGCAGCAGCAGCGCUUGACAAAGAACUGAUGUCUACCGGUGGAUUCUCCAUCUUCCAGCUCAUGGAGCUGGCCGGACUUUCUGUUGCUCAGGCCGUCUAUAAAUGUUAUCCUCCAGAAACGCACCCGAAAGUGCUAGUACUAGCAGGUCCGGGCAAUAACGGUGGUGACGGACUGGUAGCAGCGAGGCAUUUGAAACUCUUUGGAUACAAUCCUAAGGUUUACUAUCCAAAGAAAUCGAAGGGAGAGCUUUUUGAUGGAUUACAGACACAAUUGAAGAGUUUUGGCGUAGAGUUCGUCGGUGAUGGAGACGAAAUCAGACUGGAGAUGCAAAAAACGGACCAGAUCCUGGAUGCUCUUUUUGGAUUCUCGUUCCACCCACCCAUCAGAGCUCCGUUCAACGAGAUAGUGGCUAUCAUGAGUACCACUGACAAGCCGGUUGUUUCGGUUGAUAUUCCUUCUGGAUGGGACGUGGAUGAAGGACCAACUGGUGAAGUGGAGAACUUCCUCCCAGAAGUGCUAGUUAGUUUAACUGCACCCAAACCCUGUGCAAAACUAUUCAAGGGACGACACUUUUUAGGCGGAAGGUUUGUUUCUGAUGAACUGGCAAAGAAGUGGGAUAUUUCAAUCGGGAAAUAUGAGGGUGUCGACCAGGUGGUGGAGUUGGAGAGACAGACGUGA
Molecule: messenger RNA, 705 nt
Organism: Kuraishia capsulata CBS 1993
Lineage: Eukaryota; Fungi; Ascomycota; Pichiomycetes; Pichiales; Pichiaceae
Exons: 2
Coding region: 1-705 (234 amino acids)
Cellular component (GO): mitochondrion
Molecular function (GO): NAD(P)HX epimerase activity
Source: RefSeq, a predicted model, not a curated record